UAUGGCUAACUAUUAUGAAGUGCUGGGGGUACAGUCAAGCGCCUCCCCAGAGGACAUCAAGAAGGCCUACCGCAAGCUGGCCUUGCGAUGGCACCCUGAUAAGAACCCUGACAACAAGGAGGAGGCUGAGAAGAAGUUUAAGCAGGUGUCUGAGGCCUACGAGGUCCUAUCUGACUCCAAGAAGCGUUCUGUGUAUGACCGGGCAGGCUGUGACAGCUGGCGGGCUGGCGGCGGGGCCAGUACCCCCUACAAUAGCCCCUUUGACAGCGGCUACACUUUCCGGAACCCUGAGGACAUCUUCCGUGAGUUUUUUGGUGGUCUGGACCCCUUCUCCUUUGACUUCUGGGACACCCCCUUCAACAGUGACCGUGUUGGCCGAGGCCAUGGCCUGAGGGGCGCCUUCUCGGCUGGUUUUGGUGAGUUCCCAGCCUUCAUGGAGGCCUUCUCAGCCUUCGACACACUGGGCCGUGGUGGCGGCGCCAGCCGUACCACCUUCUCGUCCACCUCCUUUGGGGGCUCCGGCUCUGGCAGCUCAGGGUUCAAGUCGGUGAUGUCAUCCACCGAGAUGGUCAAUGGACACAAGGUCACCACCAAGCGCAUUGUGGAGAAUGGGCAGGAGCGUGUGGAGGUGGAAGAGGAUGGGCAGCUCAAGUCAGUGACCAUCAAUGGCAAGGAGCAGCUCAAACGGGUGGACAACAAGUAAGCAUGGCCACUCGGGCC
Messenger RNA from Pteropus alecto (black flying fox), 720 nucleotides. RefSeq names its product DnaJ heat shock protein family (Hsp40) member B8 (gene DNAJB8). The coding region runs from base 2 to 703 and encodes 233 amino acids. Gene Ontology annotation, molecular function: Hsp70 protein binding; ATPase activator activity. NCBI's taxonomy places the organism in Eukaryota, Metazoa, Chordata, Mammalia, Chiroptera, Pteropodidae. The record is from RefSeq and is a predicted model, not a curated record. Gene Ontology annotation, cellular component: cytosol; endoplasmic reticulum membrane. The transcript has a single exon. Gene Ontology annotation, biological process: protein refolding; positive regulation of proteasomal ubiquitin-dependent protein catabolic process.